ACUCUUCAACUCACAAAGCAUCCAAUUUUAGUUCACCUUGUGCAUACAUUGUUUACAACAAGAGUGACAAACAAUGGCUCUCACCUCCCGUUUCCUCUUUGCCACCUCCUCCUCCAUGCUUCUCUUCUCAUUGCUAGCCAUUGCCUCUGCUACGGAUUAUAGCUCCGGUGCGCCUAAGCCAAAGGUUGAUGAGCAUCCAAAACUUCCAAAGGUUGAUAUGCCAAAAUUACCGAAUGUCGGAAAACCAAAACCAGAAGUAUAUACAAAGCUAAAACCUCAGACCAUUGAUAUUCAGGGGCUGGUUUUGUGCAGAUCAGGCCUUCAAAGCUUCCCAAUUAAAGGAGCUGUGGUAAGGAUUACAUGUUUGGCUGAGGAUGAACAAGGUUACGAGACUGCUCCUUUCUCCAUAUUGAGUGGUGCAACUGAUGCAAAGGGUUACUUCAUCUCAACGUUGUCGCCGUCGCAGCUUGGAGACAAGUGGAAGCUCACAGAGUGCAAGGCGUUUCUCGAUUAUUCUCCAUUGGAGACCUGCAAAGUCCCUACUGACGUUAACCAAGGAAUUACUGGUCAUCUGCUUUCUUCUUAUCGUACCCUCAGUGCCAAGAACAUCAAGCUGUACUCUGUUGGGCCUUUCUUCUGCAGCUCAAAACCUAAACCAGUUCCUAAUGGUGGCUAUUAAUUAAAGGAUAAUACUCGGGUCCUGACCAGUCAGCCAUCACGCUAUAGUUAUGCCUGAUUUUAUUUAUUUUCUCCAUUUACUAAUUUGGAGCUGGAAUUUUGAUUCUUCAUUGUUGUUGGUUUUGCUUGAUUAAUUUCAUUAUUAAUGUCAAGAGGUUUUGUGCUCUACCAUUUGGGAUUAUUUGUAAUUAGCUGCGCUUUGCUCUAUUAGAGGACCAUAUGCAAUGUUUUUCCAUUUGUUUUGCUAUUGCAAUAAUAUCUUUAUUAUUUCAUAAGAUCUA
This is a messenger RNA of Malus domestica (apple), 959 nucleotides long. RefSeq names its product protein SEED AND ROOT HAIR PROTECTIVE PROTEIN-like. The record is from RefSeq and is a predicted model, not a curated record. Gene Ontology annotation, cellular component: cell periphery. Gene Ontology annotation, biological process: response to ethylene. NCBI's taxonomy places the organism in Eukaryota, Viridiplantae, Streptophyta, Magnoliopsida, Rosales, Rosaceae.